This is a messenger RNA of Camellia sinensis, 429 nucleotides long. NCBI's taxonomy places the organism in Eukaryota, Viridiplantae, Streptophyta, Magnoliopsida, Ericales, Theaceae. The record is from RefSeq and is a predicted model, not a curated record.
AUGGAUCAAGGAAUAAAUCCUACUGCCAUUAAUAGUUACUUGUCUGGUAUUGAAGCUUUGAGUGGAACUAAUUUUAAGAAAUGGAAGGAACAAAUGGGAAUUGUUUUGGGAAUUAUGGAUUUAGACUAUGCAUUAAGAGAGCCAGCUCCUACAAAGCCUAAUGAUACAAGUUCUAAGGAACACAUGGCUUUAUAUGAAAAAUGGGAACGCUUUAAUCGCUUAAGCCUAAUGAUUAUGAAAGGCUCAAUUACGCCAGCAAUUCAAGGAGCAAUCACUAUUUCUGAAAGUGCAGUGAGUUAUAUGAAAUCUAUUGAAGAACAAUUCAUUGGAACUUCCAAAUCCCUUGCUAGUACUCUCAUGAUUAAAAUGAUGUCAAUGAAAUAUGAUGGUAUAAGUGGUGUUCGUGAACAUAGACAUGGCCUUAAUUAA